CGAGCUCUUUCCGUUCAUGGAACGUGUACCGGCGAACAUGGUAUUGGUAUUGGCAAAAUACCAUAUCUCGUGGAGGAGUUCGGCUCGAUUGGUGUGCAAGUAAUGAAGGAUAUCAAACGGGCACUUGAUCCUAAUAACAUAAUGAAUCCAGGAAAGGUAUUUGUCUAA
Messenger RNA from Cooperia oncophora, 168 nucleotides. The record is from the annotation of a GenBank genome assembly. NCBI's taxonomy places the organism in Eukaryota, Metazoa, Nematoda, Chromadorea, Rhabditida, Trichostrongylidae.